This is a messenger RNA of Thecamonas trahens ATCC 50062, 714 nucleotides long. RefSeq lists its product as uncharacterized. Bases 1 to 714 code for a protein of 237 amino acids. The record is from RefSeq and is a predicted model, not a curated record. The transcript has a single exon. Lineage: Eukaryota; Apusomonadida; Apusomonadidae.
AUGGAGGAAAGAAGAGGAUACGGACCUGUGACUGUGAGCGAGUGGGGCGAACGUGUUGUGGUGGAGAGCUUUCCCUGGCGGUCGGUGUAUGUGGGUGGCGGAGUGUGGCUGCUCGGUCUGGUCCUGCUCGUCGUCUUCCCUCUGCCAUCCACCGGUCUACUGAAGGUCUUCCACUUGCUGGCGGCGGUCAUUUUCUUUGGUGCAGCCGGCGCUUCGUUUGUUGGCGCGGCAGAGGGCUUUGAGGCCCGGAUCGGGGACAAGCUGCCCACUGGUGGGGUCAAGGGCGAGCUCCGCGUCCACACCUCGCCGCUCCUCGCCCGACUGAUGGGCGAGUCGGCAUUGGGCGAGCUGCUUGGCUCGGGCCCGCCGCGGGUCUACGUCCAGUCACUGGCAGGCGUCUCGGCUGUCCGGGUCGAUGCCAAGGCUGCCGACAUCCACUACGGACAGCGCGGCGGCUUCCGCAUUGUCGCCGUCCUGGAGGGUGGCAUCGUCCUCCCUCUCAUCCACGAGUUCCACAUGAUCCCGGUCGGCCCGUUCAACGAUCUUGUCGACGCUCUUGCCGUCGCCUUUAACCUCACUCUCGCCGACCACCGCGAGAUCGGUCAUGAUGCCUCGCCCAACGAGCGCCACGUCCUCCGCGGCACCCUCCACGGUUGGCGCCGCCUCUCCCCGAGCCAGAUCCUCGAGCACGCCAUGGACGAACAUGGCUACUGA